AUGGCGCUCGACGAACCGACCGCGAACCCGCAAAACGGAGUUCAGAAGAAUCUCGUCCCUCCCCUGGAUCCGGAGCUCUUCCAACCCUCCCCUGAAGCGCUCGACUUUCUCAAGCAGACCGCGUCAAAGGAUGAGCAAGAGCUACGCUCCAGAGUGCAGGAAGCACAGGAAGAAGCAUACGCAAAGUUCCCAUACCCCUGCAUCCGCGGAUAUCACCAUGUCGCCCUGUUCAUGAGCUUAAACACUAUCUACCCUCGUGUGCUUGAGCUCGGAAAGUCGGAUCCGGAGGCCGUGCUACUUGAUAUCGGUUGCUGCAUGGGCACAGAUGUUCGAAAAGCCGUGUAUGACGGGUAUCCCGCCUCGCAGGUCGUGGGAUGCGAGCUUGUUGCGGAGUUUCUCACACUUGGGCACAAGCUUUACCGAGAUGAGGAUACCUGCAAUAUCCGGUUUAUCCAGGGCGACAUCUUCGCACUCCAGCUCCCUUCGUCUCUGCAACCCACAACGCCGCCGGUCACUUCAAUCUCUCAGAGUACAUCGCUAGGCGACCUCCUUGGUAGAGCGGCUGCGAUAUACACGGGUGCCUUGUUUCACCUGUUCGACGAAAGCGCUCAGUAUGCCCUGGCGCUCCGGCUGGCGAUGCUGGCGAGGAAAGACAAACCAUCUAUCAUCUUCGGACGGCAUCAAGGUUUACCACAGGCUGGGCCUAUUGAAGAUAGCUUCAUGAAAGCUCGAUAUGCGCACUCGCCGGAGUCGUGGGUGAAGCUAUGGAAAGACGUGUUCACGUCCGUGCGCGGAGAAGGGUUCGCGAAGGAGCACGUUCUGGUUCAGGCCGAGUUGAAGCAGAGCAAUGCCGGUUCGAGUUGGCAGGCCAUCAACUUCGCGAUGCGUAGCCAGCAUGGGGUGCUGUACUGGAGCGUGGAGAUUUCUCCGUAA
Peniophora sp. CBMAI 1063 is the source of this 933-nucleotide messenger RNA. The record is from the annotation of a GenBank genome assembly. NCBI's taxonomy places the organism in Eukaryota, Fungi, Basidiomycota, Agaricomycetes, Russulales, Peniophoraceae.